This is a messenger RNA of Oryza sativa Japonica Group (Japanese rice), 3098 nucleotides long. RefSeq lists its product as uncharacterized. Gene Ontology annotation, molecular function: RNA helicase activity; RNA binding; ATP binding. NCBI's taxonomy places the organism in Eukaryota, Viridiplantae, Streptophyta, Magnoliopsida, Poales, Poaceae. The record is from RefSeq and is a predicted model, not a curated record.
GCACUUCACAGGUUUCACCAACUCGUUCUCAUCUCUUUGCGCUGUCCUCCGGCAAAAAAGGCAUUUCUUCCUCCUGUUGUCGGCGCAGCGCCGCCACACGGGUGCUGUGACGGGACGCCGGCGGCGAGGGGCUUGCGGGGUGGUGCGGCGGCCGGCAGCGGCGAGGUGCUCUGGUUGUCAAGCGCCGGGAAGAUCCAUCAGUCAGGCAAAGGAAAGGUGCUUACAUAGGUGAUAUAAACAGAAAAGUGUACAUGGCACAACAAGAGCACAACAUGGUCACAAAAGGCACUGAAAGACUGGUUGCUGGCGCACAACUAUUUGGCCAUUCUACAAGGCAACCAUUCUACAUGAUUCAACCUUCGGAAGAAGUUGUUCAGAAGGAGAAAUUCUAUUAUCACUGCCUACUGAUCACAUCUGAUGUCAGUAACCUGGACCUGAGAAAAGUGAAAGUUGAAGUAAGCAAGUUUUGGAAGCUGACUGACUGGGAGAUAAGGACAGAAGGCAGACAUAAUUUCCUAGUGUCCUUGAACUCAGAGGAUGACCUAGUAAGCUGUUUAAAGAUUCCAAGAAUAGAAACAUCAAUAGAUGAUAAGGAGGUGAACUUUACUGUAGCAAGAUGGAAGGAAGAUGAUGAUGAAAACAUUGAAUUGAUUAGAGAAUGGAUUUUAGUUUAUGGGGUCCCAAGGAUAUACAGAAACUGGAAGGAGCUAUAUCAAAUUGCAUCAGCAGUCGGGGUAUUGAUUGAUGUGGAUGAGGAAAGUUUGGAAGGUGACCAUAAGGAGCCUAUUAAGUUAAAGGUUGCAUUGAGAGGUGUCGAUGCUUCUCCUUUCUCAUGUCACUUUGUGUUCGGGUGGUAUUCAAGAUGUGUUACAUUCACAAUAGAAGACAAAGCACAAACCACAGAAUGUGAAAGGGAGGUCUUGGAAGAUUGCAAUGGUGAAGAUCAUCCUGAUGAAUUUGGCAAGGAAUACAACAACAAGACAGACAAACUUAUUGAAAUGCCUCCAGAAAUACUGAAUAAAGGGAUGAAUUUGGAGAGCAGUAGUCAUGACACUAGUAUUGUUGUUUCAACUCACAACCAUACAUUGGAUGUCAAAGGCUGCUCAGACAAGGAAUUAGAGGCAAUAGAAUCAGCUGUAUUAGUGGAAGAGCCAAGCUCCAUUGAGGAUAACAACAUAAGUGCUCCAGUACCCACUACAACCAUCAUCUCUGAAAAGACAGCAGAAGACAGUCCCCGGGCUGGAAGGGAGCAGUCCAUAAGUGGAAGUUCAACUAGCAUGAUUGGAGACACGCUCUUCAAAGCCACUGUGAUCCACUCCAAGAAAACAACUGAAGACAUACCAAAAGCUGAAGGGGGGCAAUCCACAAGUGGAAAUUCAACAAGCAUAAUUGGAGAAGAACCCUUCAGAGGUAUACAAAAACCACCUGUCAAGAUUGUGUAUGCAAGAAGAAAUAAAAGAUCCAUGGAGAAGCAGGAUUACAAAAGCUUCCUAGAAAAACAACAUCAGAAGGAAAUGGAAGCAGCUAUAGUGGGCCAAAGGCAGAAGUCGGAUGAUGAGUCUGGAGGAGAUGGAAACAAUAAAGACAGCAAUUCGAUUGCUCCAUCUGCCAUUGCAAUCAACUCUAAGAAGAAGCAAACAACAAAAGACAUUGUGACAACUCAAGGAGCACAAUUUAUCAGUGAGAGUUUAAUUGGAGAAACUCAGACAAAAGGAACCGGAGGAGCUCAGUUUAAUGCAAAUCAACACAUUUCUAAAAUGAGCAAACAGGAACACAAUGAAAUCUUUAAGAGUUUCAAUGAGAUGGGUCUCCAAGAAAGCCUACUGAAGGGAAUAUAUGCAUACGAUCUGGAUAAGCCUUCUGCAGUCCAUCAAAGAGGAAUUGUCCCACUAUGCAAUGGUCUGGACAUUAUCCAGCAGUCACUGUUUGGAACAACUGUGACCUUGUGCUGUGGUAUUCUGCAACGACUAGAUUAUGCAUCUACAGAAUGCCAGGCUUUGGUUCUUGUACCAACACAUGACUUAGCACAUGAGACUCAAAAUGUUAUUGGAGUACUUGGUCAAUUCCUAAGUGCUAAAGCUCAUGCUUUUUGUGGAGGGACUAGUGCCCAUGAGGACCAGCAAAUUCUGUCUACUGGAGUUCAGGUUGCUGUUGGCACCCCUUGUCACGUUCUUGGCAUGCUGCAAGGUAGAGCACUCUGUCCAGAUCACAUUAGAAUGUUUGUCUUGGAUGAAGCGGAUGAAGUACUGAGAGGUUUCAAGGACCAGAUCCAUGGUAUUAUCCAGUUUCUUCCAACCAAAACCCAGUUUGGGUUCUUCUCUGCUAGUAUGUCCCAUGAAGCUCUUGAGAUGUGCCGCAAGUACAUGAAUAAGCCUGUGGAAAUCAUUGUGCCAAGAGAUGAAGAACUUGAGGGUAUCAAUGUCAAGCAGUUCUAUGUUAACGUUGAGAAGGAAGACUGUAAGCUGGACAAAUUGUGUGGUCUUUUCGACACAAUGGAAAUCACACGGAGCAUCAUUUUUGUCAACACUCGGCAUCAUGCCAAGUCAUUGACAGAAAAGAUUAGAGGCAAGGGGUACACUGUCUCAGCAAUUCAUGGAGGCAUACACCAAAGAGCCAGAGACAAAGCUGUUCAGGAGUUCCAGUCUGGAUCAUCCCGUAUCCUCAUCACCACUGAUCUCCGUGGCAUCGAUGUUCUGCGUGCCCCUGCUGCCAUCUUCUACGAUCUGCCGACGCAACCAGUCUGCUACCUCCGUCAUGUUCAAAGUGGGCAGCAUGGACGGAAGGGUGUGGCCAUCAGCUUCAUAACUAGCACCGAUGAGCGUGUGUUCUCUACCAUCCAGAAGUUCUGCAACACCCAAAUAGAGGAGCUACCCUCCAACGUUGCAGAUCUCCUUUGAGAAGCGUUUACCCAAUAGUCUUAUCUCUAUUGUCUGCAUAUGUUCCUAGUUGUGUUGAUCAAUUAGAUUUGCAAUUUUGCCUUAGGGACACUUUUCAUGAAUAGAAAUCUUGGUUGGAAUUGUAUGGAAUUUGAACUUCGAUUUACCAGCUGUUUAUCAUCGCUCUAUUAUAUAUUGGCUGGACGUGCGGAUUCAGUUGUU